AUGACUCGAAGCUAUCCUCUCGACUACACUAGCAAGGCAGACACAUACUAUCUGGCCUCUAAAGUCAAGGCCAAGCUCACAAGGGAAGCAGUCAAGAAUGACAUCAACCUUCAUAGACUUGUGUGCCAGGCAAACCUCCUGGACAACUUGAUCGACAAGCUGAACGCUGCCGAGGAAAGCAAAGGCCGUACGGUGUCUUUCGACAACAUCGCUAGCGAGAAACGCGUGCAAUUGGUGGAGCCCGUGAAGCCCGAACUCACGAAUCCUCAACAAUACGACGACGAUUUCUAUAGUGACAGCGAUAGCGACCCUGAUGAAGACUACGAGAACUACGAAGUGAGCAAACACCAAAGCAGCUCACUGUACAUGAACCACGAGCCGAACGGGUCGACGGUGACGAUAACGACGGAGUGCGUGGACUCGGAUGAGGAAGACGAUAUGCCUUCUCUUUCGAGCUGUUCGAGCGAGAGCGAGUCUGAUUACGACAGCGACGAGGAGGCCGACCAGGUUCACGUGCAACACGUUGAGCAUGCUGACAGAGCGAAAAUCGAGGCUGCGCGCAAUUUGCUGAACUUGCGGAGAAAUAUAGUCGAGUGUAUAUGA
Messenger RNA from Ogataea haglerorum, 603 nucleotides. RefSeq lists its product as uncharacterized. The transcript has a single exon. The coding region runs from base 1 to 603 and encodes 200 amino acids. NCBI's taxonomy places the organism in Eukaryota, Fungi, Ascomycota, Pichiomycetes, Pichiales, Pichiaceae. The record is from RefSeq and is a predicted model, not a curated record.